AUGACUGCCACGUCGGCCACCACAGUAACCACGGAUGAUAGUUCUCUGCUGAAUAAUACUCUUACCUCGGCUAUUGUCACCCUCGUUAUCGGUUCCGAACAACGCCUGUUUGCCGCUCACGAGGACGUCCUUUGCGUCUCUCCCUUCUUUCACAACGCUCUCCGUGGCAACUUCAUGGAGGAUGCACCCCGCCGAAUUGCCCUUCCGGACGAGGAACCCGAAAUCUUCUCGUCGGUCCUCGAGUACUUAUACAAGGGGGAUUACUAUCCUCGUCUCAUCCACAACAAGCGUCGUAAUAGCUGGGAGCUGGAGUCUGCCUCCGACGAAGCCAGGGAUUCCGUCGAGUCGACCGUCUACCAUCACGCCAUCGAGGGCGACAUCCUCAAGGACACCGUCAUCUACUGCACCGCCGAAAAGUAUGGUCUCGAGGAGCUGAAGCGUGUCGCCUUGCGAAAGCAGGGUCUUCAGUCCGGGAUUCAGUGCAGCACCAUCCUGGCCUCUGCACGCUACGCGUACGCCAAUACUCCCGACUCCGACUCGAAGCUGCGCGCCCACUACCUCGCUCUCAUCAUCCGCAGCCGCAGCACUUUCAAGCGAAGCGGCACCAUGCAGCUCGAGAUGUACAAUGGUGGUACCCAGCUCUUCUUCGACUUGUUCGUGGCGCUGUGCAACCACGUUGACGACAUCUCGGCAUCGUGA
Messenger RNA from Sodiomyces alkalinus F11, 699 nucleotides. RefSeq lists its product as hypothetical. Lineage: Eukaryota; Fungi; Ascomycota; Sordariomycetes; Glomerellales; Plectosphaerellaceae. Gene Ontology annotation, molecular function: protein binding. The transcript has 3 exons. Bases 1 to 699 code for a protein of 232 amino acids. The record is from RefSeq and is a predicted model, not a curated record.